Leptopilina boulardi is the source of this 707-nucleotide messenger RNA. RefSeq names its product COMM domain-containing protein 3-like. The record is from RefSeq and is a predicted model, not a curated record. Lineage: Eukaryota; Metazoa; Arthropoda; Insecta; Hymenoptera; Figitidae. Gene Ontology annotation, biological process: sodium ion transport. The transcript has 3 exons. The coding region runs from base 14 to 580 and encodes 188 amino acids.
AAUAACAAUAACAAUGUCGUUGGAAAGUAAUCUAAUUGAAAAUUUAAUUAAUAAUCAUGGAAUUAAUAUACUAAAUAAUGAGACAUUUGAUCAAGUUUUAGAAUUUGCUGUUUUGCAAAUUAGUGAGGAAUUUACGGAUAAAAGUUUGUCACAAAUUUACGGUUCAAAACCGGAUGCUGUAAAAAAUGCAUACGCUGGAUUAACAAGUUUAUUUGUUGAGGCAACGAGACAACAAUAUGAUAAGGAAAAAUUAGCGGCCUCAUUAAAUAAUUCUCAAUUAAAUGGACAACAAAUCAGUAAAAUUUGCGAUGCCUAUGAAUUAAAUAGAGAUCAAUUUCAACGAAAAUUACAAAUUAUCGGCGGUGGACUGCCACAUCUUGUUGAUGUUAAUUGGAAAUUGGAUUAUUGCAUAAAGUCGAACACAACUGAUUCAAAUGGAAUGCCAAUUUAUUUGAUUAGUCUUCAAACGAUAAAGCAUGGAGAGACGAAAUAUUUAAAAUUCACCUGUACUUUACAACAAUUGCAAGAUUUGUUGCAUAAAUUAAAAGACGCCGUACGUCACAUGGAAAAAUUGAGUUAAAAUGAAAACAUUAACUAUAAACUAAAAUAGAAUAAAGAAAAAAAAAUUUAGAUUAAAAAAAAAAAUCAACUUUAGAUAAAUUAAAUUUUUGAAAAAAAUAAAAUAAAAUAUAUUUAAACAAAAAUUC